GCCCGUGCGCUCGUUCCGGAUCUCGUAGCGCGGCUGCUCCGCGCCGGCCCCCAUGCGGCGACCCGCCUGGGCGCCCGGCUCGGCGAGCAGGCUGAUGAUCCGGCCCGUGCUCUUGGAGGUGCUUGCGUCCCGGCCAUGAUCUGAAGGUGUUCUGUAUGGUCUGGCUGUCUGUAUGUCUCUGGGCGAGUCCUACCCGUGGGGGCGCUGGAUGGGUAGGAUGGCGCAAACGAAGAGACGAGAAAGGAGAGGCCAUCGUGAGGUCACGAUCAAAGGCUAAGGUAAGGCUGCUCGCCGUCAUGCUGAUCUCAAGGGCCCUCUCCAGGGUCUCGUGGCCAUUUCUGCCAAAGCCAGAGAGGGAGAUCCGCUACUGCAUUGCUUGAGGGUGACGGUGCACAAGGUAAGCAUGUACGUAAGCCAGGUGGCCCGCCGUAGCCAUGAUAGCCGUGACGACCCCUGAUGAUCUGGACGUCAAAACCACGAUGGUCGGGUUUGGCGUCGAAGUUGAAGUUGCCCUGGAGCUGGAUAGGGUUGACGUCGUCAGCCUUGGCGUCACAUCGCUGCCACCGUUGCGUCACUGUGACCGUACUGAUAAACAGGCAGACAAAG
Molecule: messenger RNA, 606 nt
Organism: Durotheca rogersii
Lineage: Eukaryota; Fungi; Ascomycota; Sordariomycetes; Xylariales; Xylariaceae
Exons: 4
Coding region: 156-380 (74 amino acids)
Source: RefSeq, a predicted model, not a curated record